Stomoxys calcitrans (stable fly) is the source of this 9781-nucleotide messenger RNA. It is a transcript of the gene cert, whose product is annotated as ceramide transfer protein. Lineage: Eukaryota; Metazoa; Arthropoda; Insecta; Diptera; Muscidae. Bases 1084 to 2973 code for a protein of 629 amino acids. The transcript is spliced from 9 exons. The record is from RefSeq and is a predicted model, not a curated record. Gene Ontology annotation, molecular function: phosphatidylinositol-4-phosphate binding. Gene Ontology annotation, biological process: ER to Golgi ceramide transport. Gene Ontology annotation, cellular component: Golgi apparatus.
UAAAUAAUAAUUAAAAAGCCAAAAUUGAUUAAAUUCGCAAACAAAACUAUGUAAUAUAUUUAUUUCUGUGAGUUCUUAAUGAAAGUGGAAUGAAGGAAUGGAAUAAAAAUAAACUGCAGCACAACUGAAACCGUCAAGCUCAUUAACCCAACCACAACAACGUCACCGUCCUGGUGAUUCCCUGGACUCUGGUCAAACACUUUGGAUAGUAGAAUCCUACGGAUUCUCUUCAUUCUAUGAACAGUGAACUAGGCUUAAGAAUGCGAAUUUAUCCCUGUAGUUAAACGUCUUUAUUCAUCUAGAAAUCCCCUAGAGUAUUCAAGUUUAAUGCAUAUAAGUAUAUAUAUGAUAUUGCUAAAGUGGAAUGUGGCUUCAAUUAAAACGAUAGUGCAAAAUUAUUUUUACAUAACAACUCAACUUCGUUUGAGCAACAAAUACUUGUUCAAAAUUCCAAUUAAAUGCAAGGCCGUCCGUCCGUACAUCGUCAACUUGGAGAUUUUUGCAAAGUUCUGUCUGGCCUGCUUUUGUUGUUGAUGGGGUCUCUGCCAGUGGGCCGAGUGAAUAACUACUAACUAGACGGUGAUUAAGAAUCCAAUGGAACGCACACGGUCAUGGUUGUGUGGAUAAGCAAAAUUAAGAGAUAACUUUUGUUUAAUUAUAAUUUGUGUGUGUGGUUUUUUUUGUCUGCCAUCUUGUAGAGAACAACGUUCAAGUGUUUCUCCACCAACAAUUAAUUGUUGCAAGUGAUAGCAAUAGAACAACCGACUGAAUCGACACCCUCUCAGCUUUUUGCCGUCCAUAGUGUGGCUGAGGUUUUGGUGUGGCAUUCGGAUAAAGUGAAAUUACGUGGCCACCCAUUCCUCUGUUUCUGUUUUUGUAAACAAACGUAAAUAAAACCCCCUGCAGAAGGGUGGGUAUUUGCGAGGAGAUGGGGUGUUGUGUUGCUUCCUCCCCAAGUGUUCUCAAGUGAUUUGUUUUUGUUUCGCCCUGCUCUCUUCCUCGGUUAUUAUUUAUAAUUAGAACGAAAACCAAAAAAAAAAAAAACAAAAUAAACAGAAAUAGAAAUAAAUAAACAAAUAAGUAAUGAAUUAUGUUAAACAAUUGAAUGGUGGCGCUAUGAAUAGUGUUGUUGCUGUUGCCGGCGACUCAACACCAUUAACAGCAACGGCAGCACAAUUUAUACCGAAAAGUUCGGCCAAUACUACAAUGGUCCUUAACGAUUUGGUCAGUGGUUCGCUGAGUGACUCCGAGCCAGAGUUUAUCGACAACAAUAGUGUGGAGUUGCGAGGCUACCUUAGCAAAUGGACCAAUUACAUAUAUGGCUGGCAGCCGCGCUACAUAGUCCUAAAGGAUGGUACGCUGUCCUACUACAAAUCAGAGUCAGAAUCGGAUUUCGGUUGUCGUGGUGCUAUAAGUCUCAGCAGAGCUACUAUCAAGCCCCACGAAUCCGAUGAACUACGAUUCGAUGUUGUGGUCAAUAAUUAUAACAAUUGGUGCUUACGAGCCGACACACCCGAGGAUCGCAUGCAUUGGGUUGAAGUGUUGCGUAUGUACAAGGAGGAUAGCACCAGCACAGACACCAACUCAUUGCGGCGACAUGGGAGCACAAUGUCCUUACAAUCGAAUACAGUAUCUGUGGCAAGUGGCAGUAGUUUGAAGAAAACGCAGCGUAAUCUCAAAGAGAAAGUUGGUGAAAUUGAAACAUUUAAGGACAUAUUGUUUGGACAAAUUGAAAUGUUACAAAGAUACUUUGAUGCCUGCGCCGAUAUUAAUAAGGAUAUGGAAAAACCAUUAGAUUUGGGUGAUGGUUUAAAACCAAUUGAUUUCAAGGGUGAAUCAAUAACAUUUCGUGCCACCACCUCAGGUGUCUUAACAACUUUACAGCAUUGUCUGGAUAUAAUUGCCGAGAAUGAUGAGACAUGGAAACAUAAACUAGAAAGAGAGAUUGAAAAACGUAAAAAAUUUGAAGAACAAAAUCGUAAAUUCAAAGAAGAAAUGGAAAAGAUUAAACGAAUAUCAUAUCCUGGUCCAGACUUAGAGGAAGGACCACAUUCCACCCUACCUGAAGAUGAAUUUUUCGAUGCUGUUGAAACAGGAUUGGAUAAAAUCGAAGAGGACAUGCAAUUGCGAGUCAAAUUGAAAUUGCAAUCUCAACAGUCCCAAAUCUCAACUAAUUCAAUAAUUCCCGCACAGUCAGAAAAUGGUGAGGAUGGUGGAGAUGAUGAAAAGUUUGGCACAGGCGCUUUAGCAAAAUCUCAUGGUCUAUGGAGCGAGAUUGAUCGAGUGUGCCUGGAACAGCUGCAUCAUGCCCGACAGGGAGUGGGCCAAGAUGGCAAUGGCUGGCAAAUAUUUGCCGAUGAGGGCGAAAUCAAAAUGUACAAACGUGAAGAGGAGGUGAACGGAAUGGUGGUGGAUCCCUUAAAAGCCUAUCAUUCUGUGAAAGGGGUGACGGCUAGAGAAAUGUGUCACUAUUUCUUUAUGCCAGAAUUCCGCAAUGAAUGGGAAACUACUCUGGAGGACUGCACAAUUUUAGAGAAAAUCUCCCCAGACACAUUUCUAUUCCUGCAGACACACAAGCGUGUUUGGCCCGCCAGUCAACGCGAUGCGCUUUUCUGGUCGCAUAUGCGUAAAAUAACCGAUGGUCUAGAUGAGGGUGCCGCCGAUACCUGGAUCGUUUGCAAUAACUCCACAGAUUAUUCUAAGCAAGAGUCAAAGAAUGGCAAAUGUGUGCGAAUAUUUUUAACUGUAAUCAUGGCUUGUCAAACGCAUUUACCUUCGGGAAAAACAAAAACAGAUGCGUUAUCGCGGGAUGAUUUAACUUGUAAAGUCACUUAUUGUUCUGUGGUUAAUCCCGGUGGUUGGGCUCCUGCUUCAGCUUUACGCGCUAUAUAUAAGCGCGAAUAUCCAAAGUUCCUUAAACGCUUCACCAGUUACGUGAUAGAUCAGCGUAAAGAUAAACCCAUUAUGUUCUGAUAUUUGCCAUUUUCAUUAAAAUAUUUAUUAUAAUUUUUGUUCAUACAAUUUCAAACUUUGUGCAUACCUCUUCUUAUUUAAAUUUUAUACACUUUUUUUAAUUUGUUAAAAAAGAAAAUCAAAAAAAUACAAAUCUUUAUAUUUCUAAAAGAAAACAAAAAAAAUCCGAGAAUGGCUAAAGAAAAUUAGUUCUUGUUAUAGUUUUUUAAAAACAUUUUCUUAUACUUAAAAAUUGUUAAAGUUCCAAAUGUUCUACUUGUAUAAAAUACACUCAGUGCGUUUCUAAAUUUACUUCUAUUUGUUUCCAAAUGUGGUUCAGUUUUUGAAAUUCAAGUGCUGUUGAACACAAAAAUAAAAAUAAUACUUUAAUUAAAUAAUCAUGUUUACUCUCGUUCAUGUAUGUAGCUAGUAAAUUACAAAUUACUACAGUUUGAGAAAAAAAAACCUGUUAAGCCCAUUCGAAACUUAAUGCCUUUUAAGAAAAACAAAGUGUAAUAAGAACAUAAUAGAUUAUUCCAUAUUUAUAAAUUCUGGGAUAUGUGAAUAUCCAACAUAGCCCAGUUCCAAACUAAACAGAAAUAUGUAUAAAUUAAAAAAAAAAACAUGUAAAGAUUUCUUCUUCCCAAAGAAAGUGAAAACCUUAUAAAAAUUCAUUUUACACUUAAUUUAAGUUUUGAGAAUUUCUUUAUUGAACUUUCAGCUGAAUAUUGUUAGGUUGUUUUUUUUAACUUUUUACACAGUACACACAGAGCAGACAACUGGAAACAAUUUUUGAAUUGCUAUAUUUUGCUUUUCGAUCAAAUGUACAUGUAUUUUUUUAUAUAUAUUUAUUAAAUUUGUUAAAUGUUUUCAAAAGCGUUAGUUAUCAUAUUUUCUUGUUUUAAUCAUACCAACAGAAAUAAUGUUCACUAUUAACAGCAGUAUCCAUAACUAUUCAUAAUGGAGUUUUGCACUGAAUAAUGCUAAAGGUAAUAAAAAUAGAACUUAACGUUUACUUUUAAGCGGAUACUAACUUUAAGAAUCGUCCACAUGCGAUUUUUUUUUGUACACAAAAGAAAAUAUCUGAAGACGAUCCUACCAGAUAACCAAAUGUCAAAUUUAUAUUUGAGAAAGCUUACUUACUAUAGCUGAGUAUUCUGUUCAGCUUUUCAAGCGGAAUGCUGUCAAACUCCAUAUAAAAUCAGUCAGGAAAGGCAAAAGUCGGGCGGAGCCGACUAUAUAAUACCCUACUCCUACCCUACAAUUACAAAUUUGGGCAAUAUAUAAAUAUAUAUGUAUAUGAGAGCUAUAUCUAAAUCUAACCGACUUUCAAACAGAUCGUUUGAACUUUGUUGUUACUACGGCCAUAUAAGUGCAAAUCUGGCGAAUAAUAUGUAUGGUUGCUACACCCAAAUUUGAACCGAUUUUGCAGGUAUGUUAAGAUCAGUUAAAAAAAUUGUAGCUACUACGGUCAUUUAAGUGCAACCCGGGCGAUACAUAUAUAUGGGAGCUAUAUCUAAUCGGAACCGAUUUUGAUGAAAUUUCGUAGAUAUGUUAAAAUCAGUAACAAAACAGUCCAUGCCAAAUUUUGAGCAGAUCGGUGGAAAAUUGAAGAUACUCCAGACAUUUAAUGCUAAUCGGGCGAUACAUAUAUAUGGGAGCUAUAUCUAAAUCUGAACCGAUUUUGAUGAAAUUUUGCAGAUACGUUAAGAUCAGAUACAAAACAGUCCAUGGACUCAUGGACAGACAGACGGACAUGACUAAAUCGAAUUAAAAAGUGAUUCUGAGUCGAUUGGUAUACAUAUCAAUGGGUCUAGCUGUUCCCCUUCUUAGCAUUGCAAACAAAUACACAAACUUAUAUAUAAAAACUUUGACUAAAACCAGGCGGAAAAGUAAUACUCUGCUUUUCUUUUCUUUAUUUAUUUGCGAAAACUUAAAUUAAAUAGAGAAAAAAAAGUGCAGAUAAAAAACGUGUUUUGGUAUCGAAACAAAAACAUUCAAUUGCUGUCAAAUUUCCCCGACUAUUACGAAAGCAGAAUAGAAUACCAACCCUAUUACCAAAGGCCACGAUCUCCAGCACCCUGUUUCAAUUUCUGACACCUAGUUCCGAGAUAUCUUUCUCCAUUUGAUUUUCCUUUGGAAUUGUGGUCAUUCGCUUCAAUUGCUGUGUUUUAUUUACCAGUCUAGCGGAUUCGCUAGACUGGUAAAUAAACAACAGCUGUGUUUCAUUUUAGUUAUAUAUAGUGCAGUGCAAUGAAAUUUGUAUGAAAAUUACAUAUCUUCAGGGCAAAGAAGUUCUGGAUAAAUAACCAGUGCAGGCUUAUAUAGAACAUCUGUUGUCAGAAUUGCCAUCAUAUGUUUUUCAAAAAUAAGUGUGGCCACUUGCAGAAAUACCUAAAUUCAGAAUGGCCAAACAAAAUUACAAAAAAUCUAUCACAUAAAAAUGAUUUUAUUGUUGACAUUUGGAAUUUUAUAACUUUGUCUUCUUGGUUUGGCUCGAGGUCAUCGAACACAUGGUAUUUUACUCCAUAUGGCCUAAAACCCAUGCAAACAAUUUUUUGCACCUAACAAUAUUUGUAGCCUCCACAGCGAAUUUAUUAAAUGCCGAUGUGGAAACUAUAUUUGCCUAAAAUGGAUAUUUUGGGGAUUUUUGUACAAAAAAUUCCUGCAGAAUUUAUUUUUGGUUUUUUAACGAUACUUUUGUCUGCUCAAAUGGCAUAUUUUUUACUAGAUUUUAUUCGAUGUUGUUCCACAGUGCGCCGCGCUUUUCUGCACCCUUUUCCAAUUGCAGACACUUGGUUUCAAGAUGCCUUUCUCCACUUAAUUUUCCAUCGGAAUUUUGGUCUUCCGCUACAAUGUUUACUAAAAGACUGCACAAGCCAAAUUGAAUUAAAGCUUGAGAGCUGUCACAAUAUUCCAUUGUACUGUUAAGUUAUGCUAUAAAUAUUGAUAAACAAGGGCAGAACUCUGGCAUCCGUUAUCGAGCGAGUAUUUAUUCGAAGAUCAAUUCCGUUCCGUAAAUACUAACUGGAUGAUGGUUUACGAAGGAUAUUUUGUCAAAAAGUUAUCGAUUUCGGUGAAGAAAAAAAUCGAUCAGCCGAGUAUAUUUUGCCUUCACAAAGGUAAACAAAGCAAAUGGUGUUUGUUAAAACAAGUUAUUACUAGUAACAAAUAAAUAAAAAGAUGCUUUAAAUAAUAUGCCAUUGUUUUUUAACAAUAUGUUACUGUUUUUGCGCAAUAAAUUGUUUUAUGUGAAAGAGGGCUAAAAAAAUAUGUGGUGGAAUGCUGUCAAACUCCAUAUAUAAAAAAUGUCGGCGAAACGCCGGAGGAAAAUAGGUGAAAAAGUAGAACUCUGUUUAUGGUGAGGAAAAUGGCAAAAAGAAAUGUUAAUGGCAAAGCUUGACAUCAUUGCCGGCAUCAUUUUUGUUUUAUUGGUUUCAAUGGUUCGUUUUUUCUUUUUGUUAUUUUAUUUACUUGUGAAAAAAAAUAAUAAAGCCAUAAGCGCAGAUAAAAAACAUAACUCUCAAAUUCUGCUCGCGGAACAAUUAAAGAUUUCCGCGACUAUUCCGAAAGCAGAAUAGAAUACCAACCCUUACGUCGCACAGUGUUGCCCCGGUGGUCAAAAAUCGAAAAUAAAAAUUGUUAUGAAAUUUCUGAUUUUUCACAAAAUCCUUCAAAUAAAAAGAUUUAAAAAAAAAUGUGUUCAAUGUGUUUUUACCCAAAUAUUAAAAUUUUUGUCUAUGUAAGCAAAAUGGAUUUUUUUUAAUUGGGGUACCAAAAUAGAAUAAAAUCUUAAACAUAGAGGACAGGACCGACUUGCCCCGCUCUAAUUCUUUUUCAAUGUUCUUCAGUGAAGUACCAUGAAUCAAAAAUGCUAAAUUUUAGAUGCACGAACUUGCGUCAAUUCAAUAUUUUUGGUAAUUUUUCAAAAAAUGAUUUUUUGGCCCCUUUUUGGAAACAGGAUUAAAAAAUCAUUCAAAUUGGGAUUCUAGCAUAUGAAAAUAUCCCCAAAAAAAGGUCCGCUGAAUACACCAAAUCAGUAUCAGUAACACAGAAAACACAAAUCAGGGAUAAAGUCGUAAGGGAUAAAGUAAAUCCCUUCGAUUGGCUUUAGAACUCAAAUCAAUAGAUAAGUUAAUGGGAGCUAUAUCAGUUUAGGUUAGAUUGAAAAGAGGGUGUAUAUAUUAAUCCGCCCCAUGCCACUAUGGACAUACACCUAAGCCAGGUGUAUGUGCCCUCUACAAACUAUAAAGUAACCUCUAAAAAGAAAAAUCUAAGUUACAAAAUCCUUAAUUGUUUUCAAUACCACUCCCCUAAGUUGGUUCCUAUCUGGAAUUGUGUCCCCACCUAAGUGCCGGUGUCUUUGAUCCGCGAAAACCGGGCAAUGACAAAGGAAAUGCUCCAACUUCUUAUCAUCUUACCCGCAUGCCCUACACAUGCUAUCACUUGCCGCACCGAUUUAACAUAAGUGAGCUCGUAGUCCUAUGUUUCCCGUUAUGAUACCAAUAGCUAUACUGACCUCCUUCUUGCUUCCUUUCAAUAAUUGUCUCGUCUUCUCACGAUCUGGAACCCCCCAUAGGAUUUUCGCCGUCCUACCGACCGUUUCGUUGUUCCACAAUGUUGCAUGCGCAUUCGUCGCCCACUCCCUUUGCUUCGACUGCGUCGACACGAAAGGCUUCGGGUUAACUAAGUUUAUUGACGGCAGUCCUCUGGCCUUCACCGCCUAAUUGUCUGCCCUUUCAUUUCCUCUUACUUCGUUAUGGCCCGGCACCCAACCGAUGCGGAUUUUGCCAUCCUCAGCCUUCUCUGAGGAUUAAUCUCCUCUUACACUGCAAGACUGUUCGUGACCUUUCCGUCCUGGUUGUUAUUGCCCUUAUAGCAAUUUUACUGUUGGUAAAGAUGUUAACACUCGAUGGCCUCAACACCACACCACCUCACGCAUUCCGUGAUCGCCCGGAUCUCUGCCUGCAGGACCGUAUUAUGGUCAGACAGUCUAAAACAGAUCUCAGUUCCUGGGUUCGCAAUGUAAACCCCCAGGUCCACUCUGUCCUCUAGCUUUGAUCCAUCCGUGUAACAUGAUCUUUCAGAUGGCACUACUAGGGUUCCGUCAAUCCAAGAUUGACUGUGCCGAUGGCAGCAGUGCCUCGCACUCGACUUCAAGGUUUAUCUCAAGUAUCCGAUAGGAAACCUUUUCUCUUCCUUUCGGGUUUCCUAUCGUCGCCUCGAUCAUAGCGCGAUGGUAUGUGCUGCUCCUACCGCCUUAAGUCUCAUAGCCGCAGUGGCUGUCUCACACUUAAUCUUUAUGUCAAUGGCUCGGAUAUCUAGAAUAGUCUCCAGUGCCCUAGUGGGCGUGGUCCUCAUUGCAACGCCUAUGCCAAGACAACAUGUUCUCUGAACUUGUUGUAUGGUCCUUAUGUUGCACUUCUUCUUCAUAGCAAUCCACCAAACUACUGAGGCGUAAGUAGUGUUGGUCUAAUCACGCUCCUGUAGAGUCAGUGGACUAUCCUCGGAUUCAGGCUCCAUUUCGAGCCUACGGCCCGUCUACAUAGUGCCCAACAUCUGUGAGCCUUCUUAGUACGCUCCUGAAUGUGACACUUCCAAUUCAGUUACCUGUCCGAGAUCACACCUAUAUAUUUGACCUUGUCAGAUAUCGAAAUCGUCUUAUUGAGGAAACGUGGUGCGUUUAAUUGUCCCACCUUCGUCAUGCUCAUAAACAGGCAUAUUUCAGUAUUCUCUGGGUUAACAUUGAGACUCCUGGGUCUAGCCCAGCCAUAUGCAAAAGCCUUUCGGCCCUUCUGCAUAGCUCGUUCGGAUCCUUACCCAUUAGAAGAAUUAAAACAUCGUCUGCGUAUCAGACGGGUUUAAAUCCCUCCUCAGUCAGCAUCCGUAAUAGGUCAUUUAUUGUGGUCACCUGUAGGACAGGCGAUAAAAUGCCCCCCUGUGGCACUUUCUCCCUUAUAUUUAUGCCAUGGGACACACAAUUUAUCCACCUGUUCCUUAGCAUAUGGCUUAUCCAGUCUCUAAUGGCCGGGUCCACCCGGUACUGGUCUAAGGACUGGAUUAGUGUGUCGGUCCGCACAUUGUUAGAAGCCCCCUUGAUGUCAAUUCAUACCGCCAGUGUGUACGUUUUGGCAUCGAAGGAGUCUUCUAUUUUAUGCACAACCUCGUGCAGAGCAGUCUCCACCAACCUUCCCUUGACAUAGGUAUGCUGUUGGUAUUUGAGCAGUUCGCUGGAUGUCCUACUCUUUAUCAUGGUGUCCACAAUACGUUCCAUGGUUUUGAGUAGAAAGGACGUAAGACUUAUGGGUCUGUGGUCCUUUGGUGUCGCAUUUACGGGAAUAUCAAAACAUAAAUAAAAAAAUUGUACUCAGAUGUUCGCAUGACCUCACCUUAUAAGUGCAACCUGCAUUUUGGAGAAGAAAAUUUACAACUCCAUCCCCUUCCUCGCUCGCUCCCUUUCUUAUUAAAACUUUGGGGUUCUAAUUGCCUGAGUGUAAGUUUACGCUGGAUACUGCUGUCAAGAGUAUUUUCGUCAAAUAGAAACAUGUGCAAAUUUUUAAUGGAAUAAUUAAAAGAGUACUCAGUUGUAGAUAUUUUUUUUCUCACUAUGCAUCUACUUUUAUCAUCUGAGGAAUAAAAACAAAUUUAAAUAAAAAAAUAUAUUUAAAAUAAUUUCAUGAUUGCAUUCAAUGGCAAAUAAUUAAAAUUUAUAAUGGUUUGUAACAAAAAGCUUAAAUAAAAAACUAUUUACAUAUAAUGUUAACACAUUUGCACAAACCCACACAUGCUUAUUCACACACACAGCAACAUACACACCCACACUAUUUGU